This is a messenger RNA of Mytilus californianus (California mussel), 992 nucleotides long. Its product is annotated as ribokinase-like. NCBI's taxonomy places the organism in Eukaryota, Metazoa, Mollusca, Bivalvia, Mytilida, Mytilidae. Bases 39 to 965 code for a protein of 308 amino acids. Gene Ontology annotation, molecular function: ribokinase activity. The record is from RefSeq and is a predicted model, not a curated record. The transcript is spliced from 8 exons. Gene Ontology annotation, biological process: D-ribose metabolic process.
UUUCAAUUUAUACACGUAAACCUACUUUCUCUUUCAUUAUGGACGUGACAGUCGUUGGUAGUUGUAACAUGGACCUUUCAACAUAUGCUCAGAGGUUUCCAAAGCCGGGAGAAACUAUGACUGGGCAUAAAUAUGUAGUUGGAUUUGGAGGGAAGGGUGCAAAUCAGUGUGUAUCAGCAGCAAGGCUUGGCUGUAAAACGGCAAUGGUAGGAAAGGUUGGAAACGACGACAAUGGAAACAGAACGAUUGAUAAUUUUAAGAGUAACGGUGUAACAACUGAUUAUAUGGCAGUUACUGACCAAUCGAGUACCGGUAUAGCUGCCAUUACCAUUGCUGAUACAGGCGAAAAUUCGAUUGUUAUAGUACCAGGUGCCAAUUUAUUACUGACUGCUGUUGACGUGACGGAUGUAGAAGACCUGAUCAAAGGUUCAAAAGUUGUGGUGUGUCAGUUGGAAGUUGGACUGUCAGCUACAUUGGAAACAUUGAAACUUGCUCGAAAGCAUAACGUCAGAAGUAUUUUUAAUGCAGCACCAGCACAGUCCGGUCUAUCCAACGAUUUCUUUGUUUUGUCCGACAUUUUGUGUGCAAAUGAAAAUGAGGCAGAAAUGAUGACAGGAUUACCAGUUUCUGAUGUUGCUCAAGCUGAAACAGCAAUAGGUGUGUUGUUAGACAAAGGUUGUCGGUAUGCUAUUAUUACAUUAGGAGAGAAAGGUACGGUGUUUGCAUCACAAGAGAACAAGAAGCCUACUUAUAUACCAGCAACAAAGGUCAAUGCAGUUGAUACUACAGGAGCCGGAGAUUCAUUUGUAGGGUCCCUGGCAUUCUAUCUUGCAACCAGACCAGAUUUAUCAUUUGAAAAGGCCCUUCAAAGAAGCAGUAUUAUUGCCUCCAUAAGUGUUCAAUCACCUGGUACACAGUUUAGCUAUCCAUGGAGGAAGGAUCUUCAACCUGAGCUAUGUGAAUAAAACAAAUGCUAUACUUGGUUUAAACAA